Molecule: messenger RNA, 933 nt
Organism: Musca domestica (house fly)
Lineage: Eukaryota; Metazoa; Arthropoda; Insecta; Diptera; Muscidae
Product: farnesol dehydrogenase
Exons: 2
Coding region: 138-884 (248 amino acids)
Source: RefSeq, a predicted model, not a curated record
AAUGAUGUCUAUGACUUGACAACUUUAUAAUUACAUUUUAUUUUUUGUGAUACAGAGCCUAGACAAAAUAUUUUCAGUUUGGAUUUGAGUUUCAGAGAAAACAGAGGUUGUUGCAGCUUUUCGAAACUUAAUUUUGAAUGGAACGUUGGCAAAAUAAAGUGGCCGUUGUUACUGGUGCGAGUUCGGGUAUUGGUUCGGCUGUCGCCAAAGAUCUGGUUAACUCUGGUCUAUUGGUUAUUGGUUUGGCCCGCAGAGUUCAACGUAUCGAAGAGCUGAAAAAUCAAUUACCGGAUGAUAAAAAUUCCCAACUUGUGGCCUUAAAAUGUGAUGUCUCUAACCUAGAAUCAGUAAAUGAAACAUUUGAUAAAAUAAUUUCGAAAUUUGGCGGAAUUGAUGUGCUCAUUAACAAUGCUGGCUGUUUGAAGGGUGGCCAGUUGGUCACCAUGGAUGUGAAUGAAAUGCAGCAAAUUCUCCAAACGAAUGUCAUGGGUGUCAUCUAUUGUACACAGAAAGCAUUUAAAUCCAUGAAAGAGCGUAAAGUCGAUGGCCAUGUUGUAUUGGUUAAUAGCAUAGCAGGACACAAGGUGUUGGCUUGUUCAGAGGUACCCGAAUUCAAUAUCUAUCCGCCUAGUAAAUUUGCCAUAACUGCCAUUACCGAGCUGCUGCGUCAAGAGUUUAGGGGAUUGGGUACCAAGAUUAAAGUUACGAGUAUUAGCCCUGGCACAGUUGAUACAGAGAUUCUUCCCGAUUUUAUUCGAAAAUAUGCCAAUGGUUGCUUUUUGCAGGCAGAAGAUAUUUCAUCCGGUAUUAUGUACGCACUAUCCACUCCGCCCCAUGUCCAAAUCCAUGAAAUGAUAAUUAAACCAGUGGGAGAAAUGUUCUGAAAGGAUGUGUCUUUAUAUUGAAAAUAUAUACCUAUUAUAUAUAUGUCUA